Messenger RNA from Sphenostylis stenocarpa, 1041 nucleotides. Lineage: Eukaryota; Viridiplantae; Streptophyta; Magnoliopsida; Fabales; Fabaceae. The record is from the annotation of a GenBank genome assembly.
AUGAGUCAUCGGUACCAACUUCAAGUUCAAGCCAUUAUCGUCACCUCCUUUCGCCAACGCCACUUUUCCUUCUCUUCCCGUUACGCUGCCUCAAGGGUAUCGUUUUCUAGUUUUUGUUGCGGGAAAAAUAUAGAAAUGGAGGAAGUGAAGGUUGCUUCGGACUUGUUGGUGGGUGACCCCGCUUUGUUGGAGAAGAAAAUUGAUGCAAUUCGUUUGGGUGGUCCCCAGAAGCUACAGGUUAUUGCUGAUUUUGAUGCCACUUUAACUAAGUUUUCGGUUAAUGGAACUCGUGGUCAAUCCAGCCAUGGCCUUUUGCAGCAGGGUAAUCCAGAAUAUGAUGCCAAAAGGCAGCAGUUAUAUGAAUAUUACCAUCCAUUAGAAUUUUCGCCAACCAUUGGACUUGAAGAGAAAACGAAGCUCAUGGAAGAGUGGUGGGGAAAAACACAUGCAUUGCUUGUUGAGGGAGGACUUACAUAUGAAUCGAUAAGACAAUCAGUUGCUAAUGCCAACAUAGCUUUCAGGGAAGGUGUUUCUGAACUUUUUGAGUUUCUGGAGGCAAGAGACAUUCCUGUGUUAAUAUUCUCUGCAGGGCUCGCCGAUACCAUUGAAGAGGUCCUCAGGCAGAAACUUCACAGAUCCUUCAAGAAUGUGAGGAUAGUAUCCAACAGAAUGGUAUUUAAUGACAAUGGCAGCCUUGUAUCAUUUAAAGGGAAAUUGAUUCAUAGCUUAAAUAAAAAUGAGCAUGCUCUUGAUAUGGCAGCUCCGGUUCAUGAGAGGUUUGGUGAUAUGGAUGGUCCUACUGACGACAAUGCCUCAUUGAAGAAGAGGACCAAUGUUCUCCUUCUUGGUGAUCACCUUGGAGACUUGGGAAUGUCAGAUGGUUUGAAUUAUGAGACCCGAAUAUCCAUGGGAUUCCUGAACCACAAUAUUGAGAACUCACUCAGCUGCUAUCGAGAAGCUUUUGAUGUUGUUUUUGUGAAUGAUGCACCCAUGUGGGGAGUUAUCAAAUUGGUCUCUCAAAUGUGUUCAAGUGGGACAUGA